AACCGUAUCAGAAGACCCAUGUCUGGUUAUGAGUCUUAAAGGACACAAAAAGUCGAUUACAGAUGUGUGUUUCAACCCAGGCACCAAACAAUUUGCAAGUAGCAGUGAAGAUAAUUCUUUAAUGAUAUGGAAUAUGGACCAGAAUAUUCGAAGUUACAAUUUCUCAGGUCACAAUGACAUUGUCACCAGUGUAGAAUUUUCUUCAGAUGGAAAAUUACUAGCAUCCAGUUCCAAGGAUCAAAAUGUUCGGUUUUGGGUACCAACAAUUAGAGGUGAAACAUGUGUGUUCAAAGCACAUACUUCAGCUGUUAACUGCGUUAGUUUCUCUCCUGAUAACAAAAAAAUAAUAACAGGAUCCAAUGACAAAUCUGUGAAAGUAUGGGAUGUAUCAAAGAGGCAGUUUAUUUCUAGUCUUGUAGGACAUAAUAAUUGGGUGAGGUGUGCUAAAUACUCCCCUGAGGGAAACUUUGUUGUGUCUGGCGCUGAUGAUCGCACUAUUCGAGUUUGGGAUCCAAAAACUUCUCAGUGCGAACAUGUAUUUGUAAGCCAAAGUAGUAGUCCAACAUAUCUGUCAAUUCACACUAACAACAACACAGUGGCAGUUGCUAUGGACUCGGGUUCCGUUAGAGUAUAUGAUUUACGAAAUAAAAAACUUCAGCAGCAUUAUACUCUUCAUGAGGGUUCUACCACUUGUGUGUCUUGGCAUCCAACAGCAAACUUUUUCUCAAGUUGCGGGAAAGAUGGUAAGAUUCGUAUUGUAGAUGUAAUGGAAGGAAGACCAUUGUACACCCUAGGCGGACACGAAGGAAUUGUAACUAGUUGCAAGUUCAGUUCUGAUGGAAAAUAUUUUGCUUCUGGAGGAAGUGACAGAUUUAUUAUGUUGUGGAAAACAAAUUUCAUAAACGAGGACUAGCUGAUUUAUAGUAUUAAGUGAUUGUGAAUCUACAGAAUGGUAAACAAUUACCAAGUAAAGUUACUUUAUGAUGGUUGUGAAAGCAGAAGUAGAUUUGAGAGAACCAGCUUUGUAACAUUAUCAGUGACUUUCCUAAUUUUUAUAAAUCAUUGAAGUUAUGUAGACUUACCUCUGUGAGGGAGAAUUUUCAGUUGAUCUUCAAAUUCCUCUUUGAAGAAUUUUUUUACUACACCCCUGUUGACCACUUUGUACUUUUACAUUUAUUUCCAAGCAAAAAUUUUAAGCUAAUUCUGCACUCUACUUACAAAUUUUUUGUUAUUCAUCUAACAAGAGAGCUUAACGUUAAGCUAGCAGAACCCAACCAAUUGAACCUGACUACGCCAUAAUUUUAGGAAUGUCCCCCUAUCAUCGAUUUUCUAAGUUAAUAACAAAAAUUAUAACUUCUCAUUUUUUGUUAAGAUGUACAAAUGUUAAUUUAUGAAGGCUUGUAUAGAAUAGAAGGACCACACCAUUUGUUUAAUUUUUCUGCCCUUUAACUUGAAAUUAUGUUUUUUAAGAUAAAUCUCACAACAUAAAAAUCAAUAUUAUACUUUUUCGACUUUCAUCUAGGAUAUUCAAACUUUAACCUUGAAAUUAUAUUUUAGUUCUGAUUCAGAAAUUCUGACUUGAAUGUAAGAAUUAUAUAAUUCCGAUUUUAUCAAACUUCCAAUAAUAUGAGACCAAUAGGAAAUAUGAACUUGAUCUCAGUCAGGUUUAGAGGUAAGUUUAGGUUAUAUGAGGUUCAAACUCGGAUCUUCAAUAAAUUCAAACUCUGAAUUGAGUGAUAUUUUUGAGAAAAAUUACGGCCCUGUUACGCCAUUAUUCUUCUUACACAUACUUAACUAUCAAUAAAAUUGGUGAUGGGCCUAAAAUGAAUUAAGUACUUAUCCAGUGGUUUCCACGAGCUGUUUUUAUUGAUAUGUCGUUGUUGAUCAGAAAAUUAAACAUCAAGACAUCAAA
This is a messenger RNA of Leptinotarsa decemlineata (Colorado potato beetle), 1912 nucleotides long. RefSeq lists its product as uncharacterized. NCBI's taxonomy places the organism in Eukaryota, Metazoa, Arthropoda, Insecta, Coleoptera, Chrysomelidae. Gene Ontology annotation, molecular function: protein binding. Gene Ontology annotation, cellular component: ciliary basal body; centriole. Gene Ontology annotation, biological process: cilium assembly. The record is from RefSeq and is a predicted model, not a curated record.